AGACUCAGCACUCCUUCCCUGAUUUUGAUGUAUGAGAAACAAAGAAAGAUAAAGAGAAGUACUACACAAGUUUGACACCACCAUUGAUAUCUGCAUUUCCCUCUUCUUCUUCAUCUUCUUCAUCAUCAUCUCUCAACUGAGGAAGAAACCAGGAAAAAGAGGGGUGAUUCUGUUGUUUUUUUGAUUUUUUGGAAAAGGGGGGUUUAAGUUUUUUGAUUUUUCAAGAAAUGCUGAGAAAGAGGAGCAGAUCAUUCCAGAAAGAUCAUCAAUACAAGGGACAUUUGAUGUCUGAUUCAUCAUCGUCAUCAUCAGAAUCGAUUUAUCAAGCUGAUGUAUUGAAGCAGAAACAGAAAAAUGGUUCAUUUUUCAGUAUCCCUGGUUUGUUUGUAGGGUUUAACUUUGGGAAAGGUGUAUCAGAUACUACUGAUUCUUCGGUUAGAAGCCCUACUUCUCCUUUGGAUUACAAGUUUCUGACUACUUUAGGUAAUCCAUUUAGGUCAUCAUUGAGUCAAGAUGGUGGUGGUGGGGGGAAUCAAAAGAGUUGGAAUUGUGGUGGUAGUAAAGUAGGACUUGGGAUUGUUGAUUCUCUUAAUGAUGAACCUAAACCACCUCUAGAGUUGUCGAGCAGUAAGAAUAUAUUGUUUGGAUCAAAGAUGGGGAUUAACAUCCCUGCUUCUUCAAGUGGUCUUAGUGUUUCAGUGGAUUCUGCCAUGGAGACCAAAUCCUUGCCUAAGGAUUAUGGGAGUGCUUCAAAUGUGCAGAUCAGUGCUGCUGAUCUUCUUCAGUUUGUCGGCUCUGAGAGUGAAUUUGGAACCGGAAGGAUCCAGUUCGAAACCAAGACAUUGGGAAGGAAUCGGUCUUGUUUAUCAGAUUCUGACAAGCUUAUGUUGUCACCCUUAAACAGCUUAACAUACUGUGACCCCAUUUUGAGUUCCGAGAAUUUUAGUUCGGAUGAGAAAGUUAGAUCAGGCUUACUUCCCAUUAUUGGUGGAGGUGCCGAUUCUAACAAUUUUUUAGGUAUGAAGCCUAGUUCACUCCCAAUGUCCUUUGGCUCUGGGAAUGGAGUUAUUGGGUCUGUCUCUGCGAGUGAGAUUGAGCUCUCUGAAGAUUAUACCUGUGUAAUUUCUCAUGGUCCAAACCCCAAAACAACUCAUAUUUUUUGUGACUGCAUUUUGGAAUGUCACACAGACGAGUCGGCUAAUUGUAAUAAGAAGAAUGAGCAGGGGAUUGAAUCACCAUGGAUUGUUGAACCUACUGUUGGUUCCCCAGCCAAUCCUCCGAAGGACUUUUUGAGCUUUUGUUUCCUUUGCGAGAAGAAACUUGAAGAGGGUAAUGAUAUCUACAUGUACAGAGGAGAGAAAGCAUUCUGCAGUUCCAAUUGCCGCUCUCAGGAAAUUUUGUUCGAGGAGAAAAUGGAAAAGGCUGGUAAGGAGAAUUCCACCGAGAACUCUACUGAACCCACAAGCUGUGAUGAUAUCUUCCUACCAGGUAUGGUGGUAACCACCUAAUAAGGGAAACACAGUUCUUCUCCCAGGUCCCGUACACCAGGGUCCGUGAUUCACAAAAUAAAGUAACAAAAAGUAAACGCUCGAGAUCAUCUGUUUUACAAAAGUGCUGUCUUAUAUGUGAAUCAGUUAGCAGCCAUGGAUGGUCGCUUGUGUACAUUGUUUCGUUUACUGGUUUAUUUUUCUUUUUAAUGGUGUACUAGUGAGACAUGGGCAGUAACAAGCCUUUCCUUUUUGCUGUCUUCUAAUUUUCAUUAUCGAAAUAUGGACACGAUCUUUAGACUUCUACCGUCUUAUAAUUUUGUCAGAGAAGGGGUCGUUGUAGCCGGUUUUACGAGCUCCCCCCGCUUCUAUUAUCAAGGCAAGAGUUUUUAUGUAUAAGCCUUCGAACUCAAAUAUAUAAAUGAUAUAAACUUUAGACUCUUUGUA
Molecule: messenger RNA, 1934 nt
Organism: Papaver somniferum (opium poppy)
Lineage: Eukaryota; Viridiplantae; Streptophyta; Magnoliopsida; Ranunculales; Papaveraceae
Exons: 3
Coding region: 228-1508 (426 amino acids)
Source: RefSeq, a predicted model, not a curated record